Molecule: messenger RNA, 804 nt
Organism: Orussus abietinus
Lineage: Eukaryota; Metazoa; Arthropoda; Insecta; Hymenoptera; Orussidae
Exons: 6
Coding region: 1-804 (267 amino acids)
Source: RefSeq, a predicted model, not a curated record
AUGGCGGCUGCCGAGAGUCUCCGAAGAGUGGGUCCUCCGGAGGGGUUAUCAUUGGGAGGUUUUUGGGGGUUGUUUUCCAUCCCCGAAGAGCAGAGGUGCGGCGAACCGCAGAGGCACGGUUAUCAUUGGGAGGUCUUUGGGGGUGGUUUUCCAUCCCCGAAGAGCAGAGGUGCGGCGAACCGCAGAGGCACGGUUAUCAUUGGGAGGUCUUUGGGGGUGGUCUUCCAUCCCCGAAGAGCAGAGGUGCGGCGAACCGCAAGGCACGACUCGGCAGUCCGUGUUGCGGUUCCGCUGCGAAAAGUUCCUCCCGUAGGCGGAACCGCGUCAUUAGCGACGGAAUCGUGUAGCUGCGGACGGUUUUCAGGUGAGUGGUAUAUGGUGGCGGGCACUCCUGUGACCGGAGGCGAAUUGAGCAGAUGCGGCCAUUACAUGGUAAGGAAGACCUCGGAGAGUACCUUCACCAUAAGGUACACCGCCAUUAGCCACAGGCGAAACCAUCCCGUGGCUUUCCUCGUAAACGGGACGGUGGCCCGUGACGUCACGGGAAGUUGGCAGCUCGAGGGGUCUAAUAGGAUUCUCGGGCCAUUCAGACACAUAGUAGUCUCCGCGGAUUACGGAUCCUUCCUGGCCAUGUUAGUCUGUGCAGAGGACAGCCAGGACCUUCCUGGAAGGAGAUUUGCCAUGAUCUGGUCCCGAGGGAGGCGAUUAUCCUCUAAAGUCCUCCAGGACCUCAAGGGGAAGCUCGCCGGAUAUAUCGACGAGGCCAAAAUCCUCACAGCGAGCCAUGACAAUUGUCAAUCAUGA